Messenger RNA from Lecanosticta acicola, 1413 nucleotides. Lineage: Eukaryota; Fungi; Ascomycota; Dothideomycetes; Mycosphaerellales; Mycosphaerellaceae. The record is from the annotation of a GenBank genome assembly.
AUGAUGCUGACACGACGUGGAAGUCUUGUCCCAAAGCUGAGAUUCGCGGUCCAGCUCAAGCGAUCAUAUACCGAUCUCAAUGCUCCUAUUGCUCAGGCUUUUAGGAUCAACGCAGAACGCUUGUGGUAGGUCCAUUCGCGCGCUCCCGAACGUAGUUGAGGUUGAUGAAUGGUGCUUUCCAGGAACGAUAUCCAUCAUACGGCUCAAUGGUCGGCGCCGAACGCCACAACCAAGGCUGGAGGCUUAUCGAGGCUCAGCGGGACACCCUACGACAAGCUGGCUCGAGACUGGUUUGCAGACCAGGUCCGGUCUCUAGGGCCAACAACGUAUACCGUCAAUGGGACAGGCUCGCAGUUUGCUACUUUUGCCGGCGAAAAUAACGACCUGCCGCCCAUCGCUAUGGGAUCGCACCUGGACUCUGUUGCUACGGGUGGUCGCUUCGACGGGGCCCUGGGCGUCCUAGGUGCCCUAGAAGUGGUAAGGUCCAUGAGAGAGCAGGACAUCAAGACGUUCGCACCGAUUACUUUGAUCAACUGGACGAACGAAGAAGGCGCGCGUUUCUUCCCGCCACUAGGCUCUUCGGUCGUCUACGCGGGCGAGAAAGACGUCAGCGCCGCUCAUGCGAGCACAGCCAACGACGGCAGUGGGGAGACACUCGGCGCCGCCUUGCAGUCCAUCGGAUACAUUGGAGAUGGGCCCAACACGUUUCAAGAAUUCCCCAUCUCCGCGCAUUUCGAGCUCCACGUCGAGCAGGCCACGACGCUGGAAGAAGCGGGCAAGCCGGUCGGCUGGGUAGAAGGCUGGCAGGGGAUUUCCAUGUUCGAAUACACCUUCCACGGCCUCGACGGCCACGCGAACACGUACGAUAUGCACCGUCGACGAGACGCCCUCGUCGGCGCCGCCAAGAUGAUCGUCGACCUGGAAGCCCUCGCUUCCCGACACGACGGCUCCUCCACCACCGUCACGAACCUCCAAUCCGGUCCCGUCGGCUGCUGCAAUAUCCAGUCCUGGACCAAAGUCGUCUUUGCCCUGAUGAACCCCGAUGCCCGCCACCUCGCCGCCAUGGCCGAGGACAUCUCCACCGCGACACACUCCCGCGCGCAGGCCGCCGGGCUCCGCUUGCACGUCCAACGCAUCAUGCAUCUCGAGCCGGGCACUUUCUGGCCCGAGGCUGUCGAUUGCGUCAAGCGCGCUUGCGGGCCUAGGGGCAUUGCGGCUCGCACUCUGACGGCGCAUGAUAGUACGAUGACCACGCUGCUGUGUCCGACUGCGAUGGUGUUUGCGAGAGCCAAGGAGGGGAUCUCGCAUGCCGCGGCGGAGUGGUCGAGUAUGGAAGACUGCGCUGAGGCGGCUAUGGUGUUGGGGAAGGCUGUGUUGAAUUUCGAUGAGGGGUUGCGAUGUGGUCGUGGGUAA